Molecule: messenger RNA, 841 nt
Organism: Nothobranchius furzeri (turquoise killifish)
Lineage: Eukaryota; Metazoa; Chordata; Actinopteri; Cyprinodontiformes; Nothobranchiidae
Product: methyltransferase-like 26 B
Source: RefSeq, a predicted model, not a curated record
GGUCGGAGCAUAAAGGGUGAAUCAAUCCUCUUAGCUGGGUAAUCUGUGCACCCAUCUGCUGUUGCAGUCAUCCACCUCUUCUACACCAACAUGCCACCUUCUUGUUUGUCCCUUCAGCCCAUCACACGAGCAGAUGAUGCUGUUGUCUCCUCGGGCAGAGAGAAACUGGGAGGCUCUAUGUUCUGUCCUUGAAGACGUCUUGGAGGACCAGUCUCACAGGCAGCUUUCUGCUUUAGAGCUCGGUUCUGGAACUGGACAGCAUGUCACACGGUUUGCACAGAAGAUCCCGUUUAUCACUUGGCAGCCAUCGGACAUUAAAGAGGAACACUGUGACAGCAUCAGAGCGUAUAUUGCUGCAACCCAGGUGAAAACUGUGCUGCAGCCCGUCCUCCUAGAUGCCAGUGACCCUUGGGAGAAAUGGGCAGGUCUCUCGCUAAACUCCUGUGAUCUUAUUGUUGCCAUUAACUUACUGCAGUACAGUUCCUUCAAAACAGCACAGGGUGUUUUCAGUGGAGCAGGUCAGAUCCUCAGACAAAAUGGCCUUCUGAUAACAUAUGGGGCAUUUGCCGUUAACGGCAUCAUCGCACCAAGUUGUAACGAACAUCUGGAUGAGGAGAUCCGAAAACUGAACCCAGAAUGGGGGCUGCCAGACAUCGAUGUGCUCAGACAGCUGGCCUAUGGGAAUGGGCUUCGUUUGGAGAGGAUGAUUGAGAUGGACGACUACCAUAAAAGCCUCAUCUUCAGGAAACUUUAAACAAUACGACUAGAAAUGUUUGAACACCAAACAUAAUUUUGGUGAAAAGUCAAUAAGAAGAGCAAUUAAGAAGAAGAAAAUAUCAUU